CUGAGCGUACAGAAAACUGUGAGGGGGCUGAGUGCGAUGCUGGGGUGCGCUGUGGCGGUGGUGGAUGUCAACGACCUCAUGAAAGUGAAGAUCCUCGCCGCGUCAGCAGGGGUGGACCAUGGGAGGCUCACAACAGCGCUGCUGCCCAACCCAGCAGCGUCUGCGGCGGGCGCGGCGUGGGCUAGCGAUCCCGCGGAGUGGCGGAAUGCGGAGGUGGGGACGGCGGAGGGGGCGCGGGAGCGGACGGCAUUGGGGGGCGGCGCAUUGGAAGAAGCGGGGACGUAUGACGUGGCAAGCAAUGAGAGGUGGCUUUCUCAGGAGAAGGCUCGGCUGCUGACAGUGCAGGGCGGCAAGGUCCCAGGGGGGCUGCUGUUGACACGUGGCAGCUGGCAAUGGGAGGAGAGAGGCCCGUCGCUGUACCGCCUCGUGGGGGUCAUGAGUUUCCACAACACGACGCGCAAGCAGGAGAUUUUCAUCCCACAUGUGACGGCGAGCGUGGUGCUGCUCUCCUCCCACUACCUCCACGGCAUCUCCACUCACGUCUCUAUCGCUCCACGCCAUCCGGGCGGCAAGCCUGCCGCCCGAGCGGAUGGCUACUGGCCGGCGUACAUCACGCGGGCGGGCAAGGGCACCGCCAUGGAGGUCACUGUUGAGAUCCGGGCGGCAGACUCAGUCGACGCAGCAGCACUCUCGCACCUCAAGGCGGCCAGGCUGGACGUGCAUUACCCGGCGUACGGGCCACAUGGCAGCCUGCCAUUGGUGCAGCACGUCAUCCUGCCCCUCGCCUUCCCCCCCUGCCCGCCCCCAUCCGCUCCUCACGCCCCUCAGUGGCGCAGCAUAGCACCAGGCAUAUCAGUGCUGGCGGUCCCAACGCACCUGCUGUGCCACCUUGACGACCCGCUUCUCGCGCUGCGACGCUACGCAGCGCCAUAUCUCCAACCAGGCGACGUGGUGACACUUGGCGAGACCCCAUUGGCUAUCAUGCAGGGUCGCUUCCGCCACCCAGACUCCUUGUGCGCGGGCCCAGUGGCCCGUUGGGCGUGCCGCCGCUUCCUGCCCACCUCCUCCCUCGCCACUGCGUGUGGCAUGCAGGCCCUUAUCGACGUGGUGGGGGUGGUGCGCGUGAUAGUGGCGGUGCUGCUGGCGGCACUGGCGAGGCUGCUGCUGGGAAAGAGGGGUGUGUUCUACCAGCUGGCAGGGGAGCAGGCACGGCUAAUCGACGACGUCACGGGGACUCUCCCUCCUUACGACCAGUUCAUCACCCUCGGGCCUCUGCGACCGCAGGAGACGGUGGAUGGGCUGAGUGCGAAGCUGGGGUGUGGCGUGGCGAUAGUCGAUGUUAAUGACCUCAAGAAAGUGCAGAUCCUCGCUGCAUCAGCAGGGGUGGACCAUGGGAGGCUCACAACAGCGCUGCUCCCUAACCCAGCAGGAAACGCGGAGGAGCAGACUCCAAUAGUCAUUGUGCGUGGAUGCAGCAUGUCAUGA
Messenger RNA from Closterium sp. NIES-65, 1485 nucleotides. The record is from the annotation of a GenBank genome assembly. NCBI's taxonomy places the organism in Eukaryota, Viridiplantae, Streptophyta, Zygnematophyceae, Desmidiales, Closteriaceae.